UGUCCGGGACAACCUGCUACGGAGUUGAGGCUGUUUUGGAAACUUUAGUCAUUUAUUUUAAUAUUUUAUAGCCUUGUUUUAACGAGUUUAUUAAUCUACAUUAAGACGUAAUUAACCAUUUUAGCAGAUGAUCUUUUAAGAUGAAUCCCCAAGCUGAUCCUGCUGAGGACGCACUCCUCCAACAUCCCUGGCUUCCUGUCACCAUCGACGGCGUCCAGCUCCUGUCUAAGCCCUGGUUCGGAGAGACGGCGUACCGUAUCCUGCUGACCGACAUGCAGAGCGUCUGGGAGGAGAAGAUCGAAGCGGCGGCCGUAGAGAAACGAUCGCAGGAGCUGAACCGGCGUCUGCGAGCGUCCGCCGCGGCAUUCUUCUCCCACCUGUGUGAGGUGGCGCAGCCCUGCCUGUCAGGAGGUCAACAAACCGGUGGUGAGGUCCAGAUGUCUGUGAACCGCCAGCAGGAUGGAGACCUGACCCUGAGGCUGAAGAGCGAGCUGGCGGGGCUUCCUUUCUACUGGGAGUUCCGCUGCAGCCCUGCUCCUGUUGCUCUGGUGUGCGCCCACCUGGUGCGCCCCCUGUUGGCCAUGAGCCGCCUGCUGCAGAGCCACGUGGAGCAGCUGGAGGAUCUGCUGUUCAGGAAGGACGAAGAGAUUCAGGACUACCAGGAGAACGGAGCCACGCUCAGCAGAGGUACAGAGCACGACGACAGGAGCGUUCCCGUGUUCAGCGUUCCGUGUUCAGCGUUCCGUGUUCAGCGUUACGUGUUCAGCGUUAUCGUUCCGUGUUCAGCGUUCCGUGUUCAGCGUUCCGUGUUUAGCGUUCCCGUGUUUAGCGUUCCCGUGUUCAGCGUUACCGUUCCCGUGUUCAGCGUUCCCGUGUUCAGCGUUCCGUGUUCAGCGUUCCGUGUUCAGCGUUACGAGUUCAGCGUUCCCGUGUUCAGCGUUCCCGUGUUCAGCGUUCCGUGUUCAGCGUUCCGUGUUCAGCGUUACGAGUUCAGCGUUCCAGUGUUCAGCGUUCCAUGUUUAUUUUAG
Molecule: messenger RNA, 1028 nt
Organism: Cyprinodon variegatus (sheepshead minnow)
Lineage: Eukaryota; Metazoa; Chordata; Actinopteri; Cyprinodontiformes; Cyprinodontidae
Gene: nhej1
Product: non-homologous end joining factor 1
Exons: 8
Coding region: 141-1028 (295 amino acids)
Biological process (GO): double-strand break repair via nonhomologous end joining
Cellular component (GO): DNA ligase IV complex; nucleus
Molecular function (GO): DNA end binding
Source: RefSeq, a predicted model, not a curated record